AUGGGCUGCGGCCAUAGCAAGAUCAACAUUUACCCCAGGAAAUCGAAGAGCAAAACCGGUUCGAAGAAGUCAGUGACAGCAGAUAAAACUGAAUCAGAAGAUGAGGAUGGCAUAGAGUUAGAGGCAGAUCAUUCUGAGAACAUAGAAGACUGUGAUUCGAAGAAAACUUCGAUAAAACUGAAACAUUUCGGUGGCCCUCUGUUGGCGCAGGCAGAAAUUUCAACUAGCCAACAGGAUUUCUUCAAGAUGUUGGACGAAAAAAUACAAAAUGGUCCUGAUUACAACUCGGAAAGCGAGUCCGAAAGGGCGGCAGAAACAACGCGACUGCGCGCCCUUCUCAAGGACUGGGAGACAGCCAGCAUCGGCUCCAGAUCUCUGCCCCCCACCCCUCGAAGGCGCCCCCCCAGGUCGGCUGACGGGGGAGCGUACGUAUCGCAGAUCCCCCAGAGCGUCAUCCACCAAUCGUACGGCGUGGCGCAAACGCCCUUCCGGCCCACGCCCUACGCCAACCCCAACUACGUGUCGCAGAGUCCCUCGCACCAGAUGGCGUACCCUUCGGCGAUGCAGUACCAAGCCAUCAGUCCCAUGUACGCCAGCCAGCCGACGUACCAAGCACCACCGCUCGGCAACGUGGCGAAGCACGCGGGGUACGACGCCCAGACGGCAUACUCGCCGUCGCACAAGGGAUACGGCGUACCAGUGGCGGUACCGGCUGUGGUACUACCAGGAAGCGUUAGUGGCGGGGGGGUCGGCAAGGAGAAAAACAACGGGGAAGUAUUGAAGAAGACCUACAACUACCAGCACGCAGUGCAGUACCAGCAGUACAAAGAAGCCAGGGAGCAAGUCCUGGCGCAGAACCAGCCAGCAUACAGGGGCGCGCCGAGAAGUUACCAGAGCAGCGUGACGAUCGCAGUGGCAGGCCAAGGGGGGCAGCAGGGCGACCCCAGCGCCCUGCAGCGGCAGCAGUACGAACUGACGUAG
Molecule: messenger RNA, 981 nt
Organism: Phaedon cochleariae (mustard beetle)
Lineage: Eukaryota; Metazoa; Arthropoda; Insecta; Coleoptera; Chrysomelidae
Source: the annotation of a GenBank genome assembly